Messenger RNA from Macroventuria anomochaeta, 610 nucleotides. RefSeq lists its product as uncharacterized. Bases 126 to 386 code for a protein of 86 amino acids. The transcript has 2 exons. Lineage: Eukaryota; Fungi; Ascomycota; Dothideomycetes; Pleosporales; Didymellaceae. The record is from RefSeq and is a predicted model, not a curated record.
ACCAUUUUUGACAUGGACAGUGGCCAUCAACACCACGCGUACCCGUUCAUAUCGCACACCUGCAACGACUGAACGAACCCGCGCUUUUCCGUCCAGUCUCUCGCGAAUCUCAUAUCUCCGACACAAUGGCCGACGACAGCAAAAUGCAAAUCAUGCGCCAGGUGCAGCAAGAAGCCGCCAUGCAGAACGCGCGCAUGCUUGUCGAAAAACUCAACGAACACUGCUUCGAGCGCUGCGUCCCCAAGCCCGGCACCUCGCUCUCCAGCGGCGAAGAGGGCUGCUUCAAGAGCUGCAUGGAGAAGUACAUGAGCGCGUGGAACACGGUGAGCAAGCAGUAUGUUGCAAGGAUACAGAGGGAGAGCGCGAGUGGCGGGUUGAGUCUGUGAAGGUCAAAGGACGAGAUGGUUGGUCAGCUGGGAGGGAGGGCCGGGGAAUGAAGAGGGCUGCUGUGGUGGCUCCUGAUGCAAGAGAAGGCAGCCACUGUACAACACAUGGCGCACAUCUGAAGCGGUGCAUGGAAGAUGACUCCAGAAGGCGCGUGUGGGUACGGCUGGAAGCCAUGUAUCAUAUUGUACAAUCAAGAAAGACCUAUGUUAUGUACUCCGGUACA